This is a messenger RNA of Ananas comosus (pineapple), 2542 nucleotides long. RefSeq names its product probable helicase MAGATAMA 3. Bases 131 to 2527 code for a protein of 798 amino acids. NCBI's taxonomy places the organism in Eukaryota, Viridiplantae, Streptophyta, Magnoliopsida, Poales, Bromeliaceae. The transcript is spliced from 19 exons. The record is from RefSeq and is a predicted model, not a curated record. Gene Ontology annotation, molecular function: helicase activity.
UGCAAACUCGGCGGCGACUCCUCCCAGAACGGGAACUCGUCGCCGACUCUUAUACAAAAAGGCAAGCGUACAUAAGAAACAACAUCGGAGAGGGAGAGAGGAGAGAGAGAGAGAGAGAGAGGUGGCGCCCAUGGCGUUGGAGACGACGACCCCUUCUCCCUCGCCCUCCUCCUCCCUCUCUUCUUCGUCCUCUUCCUCUCUCAAUCGCUUCCACAGGAUCGUCCUCAGCUGGGACUACCUCCGCCUCGUCGCUGAAUCCAAAAAGAAGAAUGCGCCGGAGGAUCUGAAGCCGGUGAAGAACACCUACAAGGACGUCGACGACUACCUCAGAGUCUUCGAACCCCUCCUCUUCGAGGAGGUCAAGGCGCAGAUCGUCCAAGGACGAGACGAAGAAGAUGAAACGGACUGGCAGAAGGGGGCAGUUGCUUCUUAUACUGAAUCAGAUGGGUUUCAUAAGGUAUCAAUGGCUGUUCUCGAUGAUUUCCGUGAAGAAGUAUCUGAGAAUGAUCUCUUGCUCUUGUCGAAGGAGAAGUUUGAAGAGGGUGCAACGCCGACUGCAUAUGCUUUUGCAUUGGUUGAAAAUCGAGGUGGUAGAGAAACUCUUGCACUUCGAACCUUUCUCACAGGUGAGGUGAAGAAACUUCGUAAAGCUGAGCCUGAGCACAGCCCAAGGUUGCUUCGGAUGUUCUCUAUUUUAAAGACAACAGAGAGCUUCUUGUGGAUCCUAAGAAUUUGCAGCUUAUCAACUAUAAUGCGCGAAUACGUGGCACUGCAUUCUAUCGUUUCUCUUCCUUUCAAGGACAUGAUAUUAUCAGCUAGAGAAAAUUCAAAUGAUGUGGAUGUUGAAGAUCGGACCUGGAAUGUGCCUAGACCAUUGAUGAACCACUUUAAAACCUACCUUAAUCCUUCACAAUUAGAUGCCAUACACGCAGGUCUUUCACGUAGAUCCUUUGUUCUCAUUCAGGGUCCGCCAGGAACAGGAAAAACACAAACAAUUCUGGGACUUCUUAGCGCCGUUCUUCAUUCAGCUCCUGCAAGAGUGCAAUCUAAAAGUGGAUUACCUGCUGGAAAACAUAGAGCAGAACUUCAAAUUGAGGACAGGUAUUCUCAGUGGACUAAAGCAUCUCCUUGGCUGGUUGGUGGAAACCCAAGAGAUUUUAUUAUGCCCGUUGAUGGUGAUGAUGGUUUCUUUCCUACUGGAAAUGAAUUGAAACCUGAAGUUAUAAGUUCUAACCGGAAAUAUCGGGUUCAUGUGUUGGUCUGUGCCCCAUCCAACUCUGCACUUGAUGAGAUAGUGUUGCGCGUUCUACGAACAGGUAUUCAUGAUGAAAAUGACCAUGUGUAUAACCCAAAAAUUGUGCGGAUAGGCCUAAAGCCUCACCAUUCUGUGCGAGCUGUAUCAAUGGAUUACCUUGUAGAGCAAAAACUUGCUGGUGUGGAUCGCUUGGCUGGCAAUGUGAAACAAGGAUCUGGAGGAGCCUAUCGGGAGCGGAUCCGUGCUUCGAUUCUUGAUGAAGCAGCAAUUGUUUUUUCAACUCUCAGUUUCAGUGGAUCGUCUCUUUUCAGCAGAAUGAAUCGCGUGUUCGAUGUAGUUAUAAUUGAUGAAGCUGCACAAGCUGUGGAACCGGCAACUCUUGUACCUUUGGUGCAUGGAUGUAGACAAGUUUUUCUUGUAGGUGACCCAGUUCAGUUGCCGGCAACUGUUAUUUCUCCAACUGCUGGGAAAUUUGGAUAUGGAACAAGUUUGUUCAAAAGGUUCCAGGAAGCUGGAUUUCCUGUACAGAUGCUCAAUGUUCAAUAUCGCAUGCAUCCGAAGAUCAGUAUAUUCCCCUCAAAAGAAUUCUACGGUGGUUCUUUGCAAGAUGGAGACUCAGUAGACAGAAAAUGCUCGUGGCAUGAAUACUGCUGCUUUGGUCCUUUCUGUUUUUUCGACAUAAAAGGGGCUGAGACUCAGCCAUCGGGAAGUGGGUCUUGGGUGAAUGAGCAAGAGGUUGAAUUUAUAGUUGCCUUAUACUAUAAGUUGGCAACACUUUAUCCAGAGCUUCGAUCCAGUUCUCUAGUAGCGAUUAUAUCGCCUUAUAGGUACCAGGUGAAGCUUCUAAGGGAGCAUUUCAGGGCUACUUUUGGGGAGCAGUCUGAUCAGGUUGUGGAUAUUAAUACUGUUGAUGGAUUCCAAGGAAGGGAAAAGGAGGUGGUCAUCUUUUCAUGUGUCAGAGCAAAUGAGGGGAAAGGGAUUGGAUUUGUUUCUGAUUUUCGACGUAUGAAUGUCGGCAUCACGAGAGCAAGAUCAGCUGUCUUGGUUGUUGGUUCUGCUUCUACUUUGGUCCAAGAUGAUCACUGGGGCAACCUAGUUAAAAGUGCAAAAGAUGAUAAUUGUUUUUUCGAGGUGUGUUUUCCGUACUUUCUCAAAUCUUUUAUAUUACUUAUUAGUGCUUGUUUGGCCCGGCUUCUGGAACAUCUUCCCUACUCCAGAAUGCAGAAGCUUCCAAAAGUCCGGCGUUCGGAAAAAAAACAAAAAGAAGUUUAGAGCAUUUGCUGUGAA